Messenger RNA from Xenopus laevis (African clawed frog), 4637 nucleotides. RefSeq names its product nuclear receptor subfamily 6 group A member 1 L homeolog (gene nr6a1.L). Gene Ontology annotation, biological process: DNA-templated transcription; regulation of DNA-templated transcription. Gene Ontology annotation, molecular function: DNA binding; zinc ion binding; sequence-specific DNA binding. Lineage: Eukaryota; Metazoa; Chordata; Amphibia; Anura; Pipidae. The coding region runs from base 2198 to 3622 and encodes 474 amino acids. The transcript has 3 exons. The record is from RefSeq and is a predicted model, not a curated record. Gene Ontology annotation, cellular component: nucleus.
UAACCAGAUGGAGCUAUACACUGGAAUAUGGGACACCUGGAUAUUAAACAGACUUAUUAUUAUAUUAUUAUGACGUUUCUUCUGGAACUGAACGUUUCAAGCUGAGCCUCAUUCAUAUCCAUCCUGGGCCGCAUGUGGCCCUCGCUUCGCAGGUUGGACACCCCUGUUCUAUAUCAUACUUAAAGAGUAACAUCCACUGUGAACUGAGUUUGCUAAAUAAUCUAUGGCUCUGGUUUUCUUCUUGAAAUGUUUUCUGCUGAGCUGCCUACAUUUUAGAAUCAAGACACUGUCUAAUGAGAGUGGGGUUUACCCUGCUGCUUUUUGUUCACCACCUUAAAAUAUUAAGGUGCAUUACAAAUAAUAGCCCAUGGUUUGAUGUGCCGGAACGCAGACUUCUAGCUGAAUGCUUAUCCAACUCUGGCAAAGACUUGAGGUUUUAAUGCUGAGCAUAAAAAAAAGUCUUAGGUGCAGUAAUUGCUAAAACUGUAAAGUGGGCACGUGCUAGAGGGUUAAUCUCACCCCCCUCUGUGUAAUUAGCAUAUGUUCCCAUUCACUGGGGGGCUGUGUUAGCAGGCUGGCGUGUGUCAGGGUCACAAGUGCUACAGAUGUGUGGGUGGAGUUGGGAGUGUGCCUGAGGUGACAGGCCUAAACUCACAAUGUAAAGGGAUAUGCUUGGCUCCGGAUCACAGCACGCACUGUUCCUGCCCUUGUAGCAGCCAAAAUGAUGUUAGGUUUUUACAAGGAACCAGCAGGGGAGAAUGAACAUACUGCAGGCCUAUCCAGUCGUAGCCUUGUGAGAAAGAAAUCGUUAAGGACAUUUCUCCACGGACAGUCUCAGGAAUCCAUGAUGCAGGUUCAGGCUAAGUUCAUUUCUAGAGGGAGAUGUUGCCCCCUCCAAAACACCCAGCAAGCCGGUCAAGAGGGACAAGGGCGGUCAGGGGUCAGUAGAAGUUCGAGAAAGCAUAACCUCCUCUUCGAAUGCUUGACCAGCUUCUGUAAGCAGUGGUGUUUACUGCGCCAUCAUAAAACUCUCAAGAACAAGGAGCCUUGGUACCGGCGAGCCAGAAACCCACCACAUAAGAAUGAGCUGCAUUGUUGCUUGAAACAGGAGAAAUAAUUGAUUUACGCUCCUCAGUGCAAUUAAGCUAUAAAAUGUAUCCCAGAGAAAGAAUCCCUGGAGUUUCACAACAGAGUUUCACCCUUGAUAUCUGGUCCGCAAAAGAUUGGUACCCUAAUAAAGGUCAUCUUCUUAUAAGGGCUGAAUUAUUAAUCCUAUUCAGAACUGGUAAACACUAUAUAACUCUGGGAACAAUCGUUCGCUAUUCACUUAUCACUCGUAGAGAAAGGUCAGUGGUGGGAGUUUGGUUUCUUUGGUGAGAACAGUCGUUUUGAAAAGUUUGUGAUGAGGUUUUCCAUUCUUUGCAAAAUAUUAUAAUACUUCAAAUUUCUGAACUUUUGUGUGUCAGCCAUUUACUUCUCUGAGACCUCAUGUUUUAACAAGGGCUCAGACAUAUUUUGGAAUAUCUCACUUUCUUAUUUGCUGUCAGGUCCCAGGAAUGGGACCGGUUAUCCAGAAUGCUCGGGACCUGGGGUUUUCCGGAUGAUGGAUCUUUUCAUAAUUUGAAUCUUCCUACCUUAAGUACUAGAAAAUAAUUUAAACAUUAAAUAAAACCAAUAGGCUGGUUUUAUAUAUGAUGAAAAAGGGGAAAAAAGAAAGGUUAGUUUGCGGAAAAGAGGAGAACCCAACUUUUUUAAAGAAAAUUUGUUUUUUAAUAAACAGAAUUAUACUAUGGAAUUUUUAUGUUCCCUUUCUGGAGCUAAAGGUACAUUGUGAGGAGGAUCCACAGCGGGGAAAUAAUUUAUGCGCUGUCCCCAGAUUGGCUCUUGCAAGUAAGGCAUUCCUGCUAAAUUGGUGAAGGCUGCUGGAGUGAAACGGUGUUGUCAGACUUAAAGGGGAAAAAGAACAGUUCACUUUAAUAAUUGCACAAAAAGGAACUAUAUCUACACACAGGGUGUUAUAUAACCCAAUUGGAAUAUACUACACCAUAUUGUGUUUCUGAUUUCUCCGUUGCCCCAGGUGCUGGUCCACGUUUGUGAUUGUGGUUUUAUAUAUAUAUAUAUAUACACGAGAUCCAAAGUAUAUAUAUAUAUAUAUACGAGUUCUGGCAAAGUACCAGAACAUAGCUUAUUAGCUACUAUGGACGUCAGUAGUCUCUAUACCGUGAUACCCCAUGAACAAGGCAUAAUAGCCUGCAGAGAAGCAUUAGAAACACGGUCCGACAAGUCUGUUCCGACUGAAUUUCUGAUUGACCUCUUGGAGUUGGCCUUGACCAAGAAUUACUUCAGAUUCGAGAACUCAUUCUACCUUCAGAUAUCGGGCACAGCAAUGGGCAGUGCCCUGGCACCGUCUUAUGCAAACCUCUUUAUGCUACGUUACGAACAGAAUUACAUAAUGAGGGGAGCGGCAGACAAACUGAUUGCAUAUCUACGAUAUAUCGAUGAUCUGCUGUUGAUUUGGGAUGGAGAUGCUGCGUCCUUGACUGGAUUCUUUAACAUGCUCAAUUCUAUGGACACUCCAAUUAGAUUCACUUUGAAGUAUGACACAAAGAGCAUAGAAUUCCUUGAUCUGCUGAUCUUUAAGACAGAAGAUGGGCUGGGGACAAGCCUGUAUAGGAAACCGACUGACAGGAACACUAUCCUGCACGCAGCAAGUGACCAUCCACCUUCCACUAUCCGGGCAAUCCCAUACUCACAAUUUCUACGGACAAUUCGCAACAACAGUGACCCUGAGAAAGCACAACAACAACUAACGGAAACUUUCGAGAGAUUCUUGGAAAGAGGAUAUAAGAAAGAACUCCUGACUCAGCAACUUCAGAGAGCCAUACAAUUCACACAAACCGAUCUGAUUACCAGAAAAACCAAAGACAAGCCUAUCACAGAACGGAUGAUCUUUACCUCUAAAUACUCGCAUGUUUCUAAACAUUUGAGGACCAGUAUACAAAAGAAUUGGCCUAUCGUUGCCAUGGACAAUGGCCUGUCCCUCUUUGAAGCCCCACCACCCAUCUUCGGCCAUGGCAGAAACCAUAACCUUAAGGAUCUGCUGGUUAAAACAGACUUUAGUGAUAAGUCUAAGACGUCCUCUAAUUGGCUAAGCCAACAACAGAAGCUGGGCUGCUAUCGAUGCCCAGAUUGCACUACUUGCAGGUCCCUACUGAUAGGAAAAGACUUCCCUCAUCCACACACAGGCAAGCGCUUCAAGAUCCAACAUAGACUCUCGUGUACCACACCAUUUGUAGUUUACAUUGUGACCUGCCCUUGUGGGCUGUAUUAUGUAGGCAAAGCUUCCACCCCUCUACGAGAUAGGAUCGCUAACCACAGAUCAGCAAUCAGUAAGGCCAUCAAAGAAAACUCAGCUAAACAACCGGUUGCAAGGCACUUUCUACAAAUGGGACAUGGCCUGCCCACUUUCCGCUGCAUGGCGAUAGACCACCAACCACCACUGACUAGAGGUGGCAACAGAGAUCUGGCCCUCCUCAGAAGAGAAGCAGGAUGGAUCCAGCGACUGGACACGGUGACCCCUCGCGGACUUAAUGAAACACUCCCUUUGGGGUGCUUCCUAUAAAUCUUGACCCAUUGGACUAUGUACUAUAGAUCCCACUCCCUUUCCUGCAACAUUGAACAUAGAUGCCCUUAUUUGGUCUUGUAACCAAUACUUAUAAGUGAUACUUCCCUCCUCUGAUACAGAGUCUACACAGGCGGAAGUAAGACCCUGGGCCCUAUUGAUCUUGAUUUUGGCCCCUUUAACAUGAUAUGACACUAUUACUGCAUUUAUGUUCCUUUUUCCUGCUCUUCCUCGCUCCUGUAACUUGCUUUUAACCUAUAUUUAUCACCUUUUUUUCUUUCCUUUGUUCUCCCUGCCUCCGUACAUGUCAGUAACCAUUAGACCUACACCUAAAUGAGAACGAUAUUGAUCCAUGUCACAGUGCUAUGUGGGGUAUGAUGAAAGUACCCGUGUCAAAUUCAAUAAAGGCUGGUGUGGUCUCGUAAGACAGUGAGCGGAUAAACGUGAUUUAAAGGCAGAAAGCAGUCUUAAGUAAUCCGCAGCCACAGCACCAACAAGGGUGCUAAAGCACGCAGAUACUGCCUGUACUAUUGGGCGUUCCCAGCGUUUCCUUCUAAGCCUCGCUAGGCUGAACACAAACUGACACGGCUCCUCCUGUCAUACCAGCGCAGCUCAUUAAGAUUUGUUGUUAGCCGGUUGCCCCGGUAACCCCUGUGUAUGUCUAGACUCGCGUACAGCAAUCCCAGAGCGCUUAGGCGCACACCCACCUCUACACUGCGUGCUGAUUGGACAGUUCAUAUCCAGGUGCGCCGUGAUUGGCUCAUGACUAUGGUCUAUAGGAAUGGUUUUGCACUGACACGGAGACAUCCCUUUGACUUGCAACUUUCUUUCUUUUCUAACUACGCUCACUUUGCUUCACAUGGCUACACUUGCCAGAACUAUGAAUACUGCUCACUUCCUAUACUGAUCCUAGUGUGUCCACACACUUUCCCACACCACUUGAUGGUUGCUUAGCAACCAAUUUUGGCGCCAAUAAACGGCCAGGGGGUUUAAAUUCUGGGUUGGGAGUGGGUCU